CGAUACACCAUGAACGGAGCAACGUCGGUAACAACCUCAGAGGAACAUCAGCAUCAACAUCAGCAGCCACAAAAUGAUGCACCUGCGGAACAUCCGAGAAGUCCUACCAGUCCUUUAAGCAUACGACAUGACUCCGGAGAGAGCAGCGUAAUCUCGCCAGGAUUACCAGAACGGUAUAGUCCUUUGGGAGCAACAGGAUCGACCUCGACUCACGAUCCUUACGCCUCGAGGUCCGUUCAGGAGUGUCCUGUUCCUCUUUGCAGAGGAAUACCGACUGAUUUUCCGCUGGCUAGAUCGCCUUACCUAACGGCUCUUGGUAAUGGCCAUCCCCAUUUGCUGGGACAGGUGCAGCAACAGCAACAACAGCAGCAGCAGCAACAGCAACAACAACAAAUGCAACCGCAACAUGGCAGCAAACCACCGCGCAGUCUUGGCUUGAUAUGCGUGGUUUGCGGUGACACUAGUUCUGGCAAACAUUAUGGAAUUCUUGCUUGUAACGGGUGCAGUGGCUUCUUCAAACGCAGUGUUAGACGGAAGCUGAUAUACAGAUGUCAAGCCGGUACCGGAAGAUGUGUUGUGGACAAAGCUCACCGGAAUCAGUGUCAAGCGUGUCGUCUGAAGAAAUGUAUGCAGAUGGGGAUGAAUAAAGACGCCGUACAGAAUGAACGGCAACCAAGGAACACUGCCACCAUCAGACCGGAGGCUCUCGUCGAAAUGGACCAGGAACGAGCGCUACGGGAAGCUGCGGUCGCCGUCGGUGUUUUUGGACCACCCGUAUCUCUGGCUAUGGCAAGAUACACGACACCAUUACCUCUGCCUACGGUUGCCCCCACAACAAAUUCGGCAAAUCCUCCUACACCUCCUCGCCAGGAUAACGAAGACGGGAAUGCUUCGGAAGACAGCAUAGACGUGACGAACGAGGAACCAUUAACACCUCAAAGAAGUGGUUGCACGCAAAUACCACCUGUGAUCCCGUCGUUGUAUUCGCCUGCGAGCGCUGAAACGGUGUACGAAACCAGCGCGAGGUUACUCUUCAUGGCGGUUAAAUGGGCCAAGAAUCUUCCCUCUUUCGCGAGUUUGCCUUUCAGAGAUCAGGUGAUACUACUCGAAGAAGCCUGGUCGGAGCUUUUCCUCUUGAACGCAGUGCAGUGGUGCCUUCCACUCGAAUCAUCGCCCCUUUUCAACUCCGCAGAACUUACUGCUCUAACUUUAUCACCGCAUCCGCACCCCCACCCUGGGAUCCACAUGCAAACCACCACCGGAAAGCCGAGUCAGGUGGCGGCAGAUGUGAGGCAUCUGCACGAUACUCUGCAGAGAUACAAGGCCGUCAUGGUCGACCCUGCGGAAUUCGCUUGCAUGAAAGCCAUUGUCUUAUUUCGGCCAGAGACCCGUGGCCUGAAGGAUUCCAGUCAAAUAGAGAACCUGCAGGAUCAGGCCCAAGUGAUGCUAGGACAACACGCCAGGGCGCAGCAGCCAGCUAGUCCAGCACGCUUCGGAAGACUGUUGCUGUUGUUGCCGUUGUUGAGGACAGUGCCAGCAUCGAGGGUGGAGUUGAUAUAUUUUCACAGAACGAUCGGCAACACUCCAAUGGAGAAAGUAUUGUGCGACAUGUACAAAAAUUAAGGGAUCUUCAGCAUUGUUGGAUAAAAUGUUUCGAUUCUUGUACAGUGAUGCGUUCGAAGUUUCGUGGUGUCGAGAGUUGUUUAGAUAAAAUGUUCGAUUGAUUGAGGAGUACAAAUGGUAAACGAUGCAAGUGCCAAAGAAAUAUAAAGCAACAUUUUGGUGGAUCGAGGUAUUUCGUAAGGUGAAGAAUUAAUAGAAAUCGUAAUUAUAGAGCCAAAAUCGUUAGUGACAUUGUGAAAAAUAAAAGUGCCAAGGUCGAUUUAAUUGAAUCACGAAGAAAAAAUCAGUGCAGUGUACUGAAACUAUCAAGAUGGUAAAUGUUAAAAACAUAAACGUUUGAGUGACAAAUGUAAAUGACAAAGUGGAGAUACGGUUUUUAUUUCCAGUGAAAACGUUUAUGGCACAUAUAUCGCUUACCACUCCAACCAUUGGCUAGCUAAGUGUUGGGGUGGGUUCGGAACAUUAUUUUACUGAUAGUGUCAGCAUUUGGGAUUGGAUGUGAUCCAGUCAUAUGUGGUGAUUUGGACAUUCGACAAUGUAGAAAUUUGGGAAAAUUUGGAAUUCGAUAUUUUGAGGUUGAAGGGUAACUAUAUGGAAAUUUGAGUACUUGUGAAUUUGGGAAUUCGAGGACUUAGUU
Messenger RNA from Megachile rotundata (alfalfa leafcutting bee), 2260 nucleotides. Its product is annotated as photoreceptor-specific nuclear receptor. Lineage: Eukaryota; Metazoa; Arthropoda; Insecta; Hymenoptera; Megachilidae. Gene Ontology annotation, molecular function: sequence-specific DNA binding; zinc ion binding; DNA-binding transcription factor activity. Gene Ontology annotation, biological process: regulation of DNA-templated transcription. The record is from RefSeq and is a predicted model, not a curated record.